CCCUGUCAUGCUCUCACAUGGGAGAUGAGUUUGCAUCAUGCAUCUUGCUCUCGCAUACAAAAUUCUAUGGCCCUUGAGAUGAUGGCCUCGGGCAGAACAUGUGUGCCACUGAUAGUGUGACAUCUGCAUGUCAGAGAGACAAAGUGGGUGAGCCCAACAUACCUACCUUUGGCUUCCUCUUCGACAUUGACGGGGUAGUGGUACGAGGAAAGACUCCAAUUCCUGCUGCAAAAAAAGCCUUUCAAAAGCUAGUUAAUUCUCAGGGACAAUUCUUGGUGCCAGUAGUAUUUGUGACCAAUGCAGGAAACUGCCUUCGCCAGAAGAAAGCUGAUCAGUUGUCUCAUAUUUUGGGAGUGCCGAUUUCACAAGACCAAGUUGUGAUGUCUCAUAGUCCUUUACGGAUGUUCAAAUGUUACCAUGACAAAUGCGUUCUGGUGUCUGGGCAAGGACCACUUCUUGACAUUGCCAAAUAUCUGGGUUUUUGUCAACCUAUUACCAUUGAUAUACUGCGUGAGACAUAUCCUUUACUGGAUAUGGUUGACCAUGACAGACGGCCUAAAGUUUUGCAUUUGCCAGCUGUGGAACUUCCCAAAAUUGAGGCUGUUGUUUUGUUUGGAGAACCAGUCAGAUGGGAGACUAAUCUUCAACUGAUAAUAGAUGUUCUGCUGACCAGCGGCUGGCCUGGAAAGCCACAUCAUCAAGCCAGUUACCCACAUAUACCCGUGCUUGCUUGUAAUAUGGAUCUGAUGUGGAUGGCUGAAGCACAGUCUCCAAGAUUUGGGCAUGGAACAUUCAUGGUUUGUUUGGAAAAUAUUUACAAGAAGAUCACUGGCAAAGAACUGAAAUAUGAGGCCUUGAUGGGCAAACCUAGUGAAUUGACCUAUCACUAUGCAGAGUACCUGAUUAGGAUGCAGGCAGCACAAAGACACUGGAAGAAGCCUAUUCAAACUCUUUAUGCCAUUGGGGACAACCUAAUGACUGAUAUCUAUGGUGCUAACCUUUAUAAUCGUUACCUUGAAGAGAAGAAUUCCAGAAAAGGUUCCAAAGGGCGUAUCCAGGCCAAAGUUGCUGCUGGGACCAGGUCUGCCACUAUUUCUCAGGAUGAUGAAAUAGACCACACUUGGCAAAAUGAACUUGCACCUGCUACUGCCACCAGUUGCAGGUCUGUUCUUGUUUGUACUGGGGUUUACAAUCCUCACACAGAGGUGCCCUCUGACACCAGAGAGAGUAUAACUGAGACUGUGUUCCAUGGUCACAGAGAUUUUAGAUUUGAUCCUGCUUUGGUAGAGCCAGACCAUAUUGUACCAGAUGUUGAUGCUGCUGUAGAUCUGAUCUACCAACUGGAGAAUUUUGCACCUGAUCAAGAUACUACAACUUUUUAAGGAUUGUUCAUUCAAAAGCACAUCAGGGUUUACAGCACAGUACAAAAUGUUGCUUUCUAACACGUUUAACCCUUUAACCUCAAUAUUUUAAAACACUUUCCUGAACUGGCCUCUCCUACGUAGCACACCAGAACUGGCUUUAUUUGUCAUAAUUACCUCCUGACCGUAAUGUUAUGAGGAAAGUAGAAUUUCCAUGUAUUUUAAAGUUUAUUAAUCAUGUGUCUGACAUUUCUUCUGUCAAUUGUACACCGCUACCUCGAUAUAACACCACCCGAUAUAACACAAAUUUGGAUAUAACGCGGUAAAGCAGUGCUCCGGGGGGCGGGGCUGCGCACUCCAGUGGAUCAAAGCACGUUCAGUAUAACACAGUUUCACCUAUAACACGGUAAGAUUUUUUGGCUCCCAAGGACAGCGUUAUAUCGGGUAGAGGUGUAUUUAACUGCAGACAAUGCAAUUGGUACCAGAGAGGUGCAACAGUGCAAACAAUGCAUAGUUUUUUACUUGAAACUUCAAACCAAUGUUGUUUCUAACCUGCCUUAGGUCUAAUAUGCAGCUGAGUUUGUCAGGAGUCUAAGUAUCAUAUAUUUGUUUUAACAGGUCACUAUUCCCAUGGCUGUUUGUUAUAAACAGAGAUUUAAUUUAUUUAGUCUGUUACCAUUUUUAUAAAACAUUUCAACUAUUUUAACACAAAGAGAUUGUCUUCUGAAAUAUUAUUUAUAGCUUGCUCUGGUUAAAACACUGUAGAUCUACUUGCAAAGCAUGCUUUGCACAUGUCAUAUAUUGCAUGAGCAGAAAUAGCCAAACUAACUAGCAAUUGUUGGACCAAUGACAUAGAACUUGCAGGAUAUACAAGCUCUCUUGCAACUUCAUACAUGGAAUCUUCUCUGGACUGGAAACUCCUUUUUUAUAGAUGAAAAUCCCAGGAUCUGCAACUAGCUGUUUUCAUUUUGUUUUUUUUUAUAUGGGUGAGACAUCAGAUCUGCUCUUUUUAAAUAGGAACCUAACAGUGUUCAGUGAAAAGACCUUCUGGCCAACUUUUCUUUUCACAUCUUCAUUUAAAUUAGCAGCAUGAAAUCGAGAAAGCUGUAAAGUCAUUGAGUGAUGGGGAGAGAAGAUUGAUGAUGUCAAAUCUUUUCAAGCAGUGUUUUUAUUACUCUUUACAGACUUUUUGAGUCCGUUCUCUACCAUCAUCACUGCUGAUUCAAUGGCUCCUAAUGUUGCCAAAAACAGACUCUAACAAAUAUUAACAGAAUCUAAUCUUCUAGAUUUAAUUACUUUGAUAUGAGUCGAGUGGGUUUCCUACUUCUUCACUGAAAAAAGUGCAACAGCAGUACUAUGUGCUUGUGGCUUGCCUUUACUGGUUCUUUCUGUUGUGACCAACCACAUGUGCCUCUUUCCUUAGCAGUACGCUGUGCCAUCUAAAUGUACCAAACACUUAAAUGUAAAGACUAUGGUUAGGGAAUUUUGAAAUGUCAGGAUUAUACUAAAGCUCUGCCACAUUUUAGUACUGAAGAGUGUUGCAGAAUUCUUUAACUCCUAAUGCAGGAAAGUGGCCUCAACAUACAUCAUGGAGAAAAGUGUGGAGGUUGACGAAGAACGGAAAACAGUCUAGUUAAUGUUUGUUUUCGUGUGUGUGUGUCUUUCACAUAUUUAAAAAGAGCUCGCACCUACAGAAGUACUUCCAGUACCUGGUCUGAUGUACAGCUUAUGCAAGAAUAAUGUAUGCAGCUUGUCCAAACCAACUAAAAUAUUAACUCACACUUCAGCUGUUUGGAAAACAUUUAGUCAUAUUAGAGAUGUAGCAAAAUACUUAGCAUAAUACAGUUGCUAACAAAACUUUCUUCUACUUUUUGCAAUCAAUUAAGCUUUAACUGAAAGUAAGGAAUUGAAGCUCUUUAGCAGUUUACAUGUCUGAGAGAGGUCUUGUUUAUUCAUUUGGUUAUUAGGAUCUGUUUUUAACUUAAAGCACAUGAAGGUGAUACUCUAAGAAAAAAUAUAAUCCUUUGAUUUCUGUGGCUUCUGUUCAUGGGGAGGGUUCAGAAUCCAAACUAGUGUGAAAGAAGUGUUGUACAAGCAAUAAAUGCCACCCAAAUGCUCUGACACCCUUUGCCAAUUAACUCCAAAAUUGGGCAGUGUCUCAAGUACUGUAAAUUAAACUAAAAUAUAGUGAUCCCAUGUUUGGGAACCGGAUAACUAAAAUCAAGAUGUGGAAAUCCCCAAAGGAGAAUCUCCAAAUGGUCUUCACGGUGGCAAGAGGGCCUUAAUUUACAGGUCUGCAUGGUAACUACAUGCAUUAUUCCCCUUAGGAGUCAAAUUAAUAUCAUAUCAGACAUAGGAAAAGACCAGUAAUAUGAGUUUAACCAUUUCUAGACACUUCCAAGGCAAGCACUGAAGCUGACAUUCUAUAGCUGUGGGACUAACCUUUGAGAGGGGCUUUUUCCUUGUUCUGCCACAUUAUUUGUCUUUUCAGUAUCUCUUUCUUCCACCUAUCUCAGGUUCCUACACUCAUCACACUGGAAUUGGCAGUGCUUCCCACACAUUGCUCCUAUGGCAUCUAAACCCUGUAUUAAGCAGGUCACUGUGCAGGUAUAGUAGCAUCUGCAGCUUUAAAAUUUAGUACUAAAACAGCUAGAAGAACGUUAGUGUUUGAAUUCCCAGAAAGUAGAAUUUGCUCCUCAUUUCUGUGAAUAUGUUUUAUUCUUCAUCAUUGUACUUUUUGAAAAAUAGUGUAUCCUGUACUCAUUUUUACUGAAAUAAAACU
Gopherus flavomarginatus (Mexican gopher tortoise) is the source of this 4143-nucleotide messenger RNA. Its product is annotated as haloacid dehalogenase-like hydrolase domain-containing 5. Gene Ontology annotation, biological process: glycerophospholipid biosynthetic process. Gene Ontology annotation, cellular component: mitochondrion. The transcript has 8 exons. The record is from RefSeq and is a predicted model, not a curated record. NCBI's taxonomy places the organism in Eukaryota, Metazoa, Chordata, Testudines, Testudinidae. The coding region runs from base 99 to 1382 and encodes 427 amino acids.